This is a messenger RNA of Trichoderma aggressivum f. europaeum, 1668 nucleotides long. RefSeq lists its product as uncharacterized. The record is from RefSeq and is a predicted model, not a curated record. The transcript has 2 exons. NCBI's taxonomy places the organism in Eukaryota, Fungi, Ascomycota, Sordariomycetes, Hypocreales, Hypocreaceae. The coding region runs from base 1 to 1668 and encodes 555 amino acids.
AUGAGGUGUCUUCGCUGCCAGCGGACAAAUAUCCGCUGUACAUACAAUGACGAAUUCGGAAAAAAAGGACCCAGAACUGGAAGGCGGCUCGAGGCCAUUCGGGCCAGCCAAGCGUUGGCAGCAAAUUCCAGUGCCGUAAAUGCUACUCCAGACAAUGAUGCCAGUCAACCACAUGAUUUGCUGCCAAACGAUUCUUUUUCGGAGCAAUCGCCUGUCCAAUUUGAUCUCUCCUCCUUUGGUGAAGAUGAUUCUGCAUCGUCUAUCGGUCACCUAGACGGUCGUGCUGGAACGGAUUCCGCAGAUCCCAACCUGGACACAAUUCAACCGCCAUGGGAGCGAUUGGCUCUCGGGACAUCUGCAGACAUCCUCAAUCGAGUAUUGGAAGAACACAAUGUGGUUCAUUUCAGCCAUGAUCAGCUCUCUAUUGCCGCUAUCGAAAGCACCGAUGGAGUUGCUUUUUCAUGGGAAGAUAUUGUCGCCGAAUUGGCAUUGUUUUGCCUCAAGUGCUACCAACGUCAUCCAAUCAUUAAUUUGGAAACUGUGCUCAACAGGAUUGAACGGGGGGACCACGUUUCGGAUCCCGCCUUUCGCACGAUGCUGCUCUCGAUAUUUCUCGUCAACGAGGCCAGUCAGUUUCGACACUAUCCCGACCGUAGCCCAGCGCGGCUAGACCUUCUUUCAAGAGCGACAGAGAAAUCACGGGCCAAUUCACCCUACUAUCAUUUUGCGGAUUCUCCGUCUCUAGAUACCGUGAUCUCUUCACUCUUCCUUUUCAUAGCAUACAGCGUUCGAGAUAAGCACAAUCGCGCUUUCCUUUACCUAACAGAGGCCAUCGGACUCAUGGAUCUCGUCAAAUACCCCUGUGACCGGAUAGAGAUAGCUCAAUACCACCGUAUUGAGUGUUUGCUAUUCGUUACCGAAGCGGCAUCUAACUCGAUAUAUGGCACCCGGGGAAAGAGAAGACUUGCCAGGAUCCCCUCUAGCCCUCCUUCGAAAGAAAUGUUAGAUGGAUGGUAUAUCUCUGAGCACAAGCAAAAGCAGCUUCCCCCGCUGCUAUCUACUCUGCCUUAUGAAUCGUUAGACAAACGAGCCGCUGAGCUUCUGUACGCUAUGACUCGGCUUCAUAGCGCUCUUGAUACCGCUAGUGUCUCUAGUGUUGAGUUUCAAGACGAUAUCUUGGCCACCUUGAGUAACGGCGAUGACCAUAAGCCUUCAUGUUUGAUUCAAACUGCCGAUGUGGCUGUCACCAGACAAUGGCAACUGGCUACCCACUGGUGGCAUGCAUUAUCGGAAAAUGGAUACUCUUCCGAAAGGAAAGAAAACGCGCGCUAUAUAAUACAAAUCAUUGGCAUGACUGCAGUCCAACGCACAAAGUUCCUCCACUCUGGAGCUUGCCGAAUAGUAGGUCACGGCAAACUGGCUGCGCUUGCGGAUACAAUGUUUAAGAUUUCAUCCGCUCUCGACAUAUUACCAUGCUGUUCUUCCCUGAUACGCGACAUGAUUCACAUUGUUUCUAAAGCAGAUUGCGAGGGGUCAUUUGCGGCUGGACUUAGCCUCAUCCAAAUCUGUAUUGAAGAGGUUCCGCGGCCGGUCACAUCUGGCCAUGAAUUAGAAUACGAUGGUCAAGCAUUUGGAAAUACUGAUGUAGAAUUAUUUUCUAGUAACUAA